Molecule: messenger RNA, 1625 nt
Organism: Rhinichthys klamathensis goyatoka
Lineage: Eukaryota; Metazoa; Chordata; Actinopteri; Cypriniformes; Leuciscidae
Gene: cunh6orf136
Product: chromosome unknown C6orf136 homolog
Exons: 7
Coding region: 281-1546 (421 amino acids)
Source: RefSeq, a predicted model, not a curated record
CGUUAAAAACAGAUUCAUAUUCUUUCUAAAUCACACAGGAAUUUGUGUCAAUCAGAUUUGGAUACACUCUCGCAUCUCUGCACAGUGAGCUGACGCUCUACAUCAUUUCAUCUGAUUCUUUGAGGACAGCAAGGUUUUGAAGGACUGAAGUUGCACUGUGAAUGAGUGAGUAACCAGAGGCAGCGGUGGAUGGGAGAGUUCGCGUUUCCUCCUCUUUGAGUAGCGGAAUGAUGUCAUCUUUCUGAGACUCCAUCGAGGUUGCCUCAGCACCCUGACUUGAAUGGCUGUGUGCAGAGGGGGUGUCUCUCUUUGGGUGGGGUGUGUCAGGAACCAUGGUGGCAGGCAACCAAUGAAGAAACAGUGCUGGAAUUUAUGUCAGACAACCGAGUUUCACUUGAAUGACAACUGCAGGAGCCUGAGCAGUGCAUCAUGGGCCUUGGCUCCUCCAAACAGUCUACGUUACCGUUCUAUUAAACAGCCAUCCCUGUCCCAUCCCUUCCACCACGCAUGCCAGCCAAACCAAGCGGCCAACCUAGAGGAGGAGGAAUGGGAAGAGGCUGUCAGCUUGCGCGUUCUGCUCAAACCCUGUGAGACCGAUGAGCAGCACACUUUGGUGGAAGUGCCCUUUUUUGGGCCGGCCAAACUAAGCGAGCUCCUUGCCUUGGGACCCAACAGACCCUUUGACUUACUUUUUCCUUUAACCACUGUCGAUGGGAGCAGAGAGGAUGAUAUUAGCAUUACCCGAAAGGUAGGGACAGACACGGAGAGAGGUUCCUUCAGGAGUCUGUUUGAGACCGAGGGAUGCCCUGCGCCAUUUAUGUUGGGAUCUCGCUUCUUUUGCUUUCACUGCCCCGGGAUGAAGUCUGUCUCUGAGAUUGGGGACAAAUCAGGAAAGGGACAGGACGAGCAGAGCUUCUUUCCAGCCCUCCGUGUCACACAUUGCAGCCAUGCUGAGACUGAGAGAGUGGACAACAGCUCUAGCCAGGGAGACAUGGAGAAUGAGGAGAAACUGGCCCUGAUGUAUGAAAAGCUGAGGGUGGAGCUGCCCAGUUUCUUUGUGAAAAAUCAUGACUACAGCAUGUACUCUGAAGAUGUUGAGUUCAUCAAUGGUCUUCUGAACACAAAGACAAGGGGUCGUAUGGCGUACCAGCUGACUCUGACGGUUUGGCGGUUGAUGUGUCUGUGUUACUAUGCGGAGGCUCAGCUGGAAGUCCUGAAGCUGACCAAGCAUCCAGAAGAUGGCUCAAUCAAAGCUCGCUGGAGAAUCAAAGGCCUGCCCUUCCACUCCAUUCUGGUGUUCUUCUACAAGAAAGACAAGAACCAUCUCUACAGAACAUAUGAUGCAUUCUCCACCUUUUAUGUUGGCUCUGAUGGACGAAUACACCGCCAUAAAGUUGAAAAGGUUAUGGAGGCUCGUCCCCCCUUGCUUCCCAAAGUGACCUCAGUGCUGGCCGGGGCUCUGGUGGCCCUAGGCAUUCAGGAACACCGGCCCGCCCUUAACCUGCUCCCACUCCUGCUGUCUUCCCUCCGACAGGCCCGGGCAUGAGGUGCAGAGCCAGACGUGUGGAUGUGUAUGCUCAGAAGAACUUAUGUUUGGUCACACCAUUAAAAAGACUGAAAAAGAU